AUAGGCGUCAAAAUAAAACGACAGAAAUGAAAACGAUACAUUUAAAAGUGAUCUGAAAAUUUGUCUUCCGGUGGAACCACUUGUCUAGGGGGGGAGUUCCCAGCCGGACGCAUAUACUGUAACACAGGGUAUAUCCUCCAUGCGUGUCCCGGGUGGACGUAGUGCGACAACGUCCCUGGUGUAACUUAGGAGGUUUUUAAAUGAACGUUAAUGUUAAUAACGCAGUAACAACGGCCUUGUGUCCUGCGGUGCUUUGUCCCACAUGGAGACAGACGUGUCCGGUUAGACGGCAGCGUUUUACGGCCGUUUUUUAGCUUCAUUUGUGGACAUUUCCGGAGAGGUAAAGCUUUGUUUCUCCCUCUUCGGCGCCAAGCUGCCAUGGAGCGUUUGGAAGAGAAGCUCAGGGGUCUGGCCAUCGCUCGGCGGUCUCGUCCGGACGAAGCCACCUACCUGCUGCACGUCGCCCUGCGGCCGACCGGCCUGCUGGCAGUGGCCUGCUCCGACUUCACCAUCCACCUGCACGACAGGGACACUCUCCACCCGGUGGGAGAGUAUCGGGGCCACAGCGGGCCGCUUUGUGGGGUCACCUUCGCCCACGGCUCCCCCGACCUCCUCUGUUCCGGUUCUGCCGACGGGACGGUCCGGAGGUGGGACGUCCGCCGCCCCGGGACAGAGGCGGUCCAGAUGUUUAGAAGUGACCCGUCACACAGCUACUGCGGCUUCGACCUGAGCUGCAACGACACGCUCCUGUGCGCAGGCACUGAGCAGGUAAACGACGAGGACAGCUUUCUGGUCUUCUGGGACGCCAGGAAACCAGGUGCUGGGCUCCUGGGGGUGUACUCCGAGUCACACAGCGAUGACAUCACACAGGUGCGCUUCCACCCCCGGGACAAAGACCGCCUGGCUUCUGGCUCCACGGACGGCCUCGUUAAUGUGUUCGACCUGAGCCGGGGAGCGGAGGAGGAGGCGCUGCUGGCCACCUGUAACAGCGACUCCUCCGCCGGCUCGGUCUGCUGGUCCGGAGCGGACUACACCCAGCUGCUGUGCCUCAGCCACGACGAGGGGCUACACCUGUGGGACCUGGGCCAGCUGGACACAGAGGAGCCGCUCACCAUCUUCAGCACCCCCGACGCUCGUAGCCUGACUCCUCUGGCUGGCGCAGGAGGCCUGGACUACCUGGUGGGGGGCGGGUGGCUGGAGGAGGCCCAGAAGCUGCUGGUGGUCGGAGGGGAGACCAGCGGGGACCUCCACCUGAUGGAGUGUGACCACGGGGGCCUCCGUCUGCUGAGGAGCCUGGAGGGCGGCCACGCCUCCACGGUGCGCUGCUUCCUUUGGGACGCGGCGGGGGAGGCGCUGGUCACGGGCGGAGAGGACGCUCAGCUGUUGCUGUGGAAACCAGGAGGGGAGGAGCUCACCACGGGUAAAAUGGCGUCGAUGAAGAGCGAAUCAGCUUUGAGACUCAAAUCCAGGCCGCAUAAAAAACACGGCUACCAGAGGGAGAAGAAGGCAACGUGACAGACCCGACCCGUCUGUGGUCGCUGCUCACUCCUCGGCCAACAUUUUGUUUCUGCGAAGGAACUUUUAAACUUGUUCUCCCCGAACGCUUCAACACAUAAAAUAAUUGACUGAACACCGUCCCUCAGGAAGGAAAGUCCUGAGUCUGAAAAUAAGGUUACGGUUCCCGGUUCCCCACCGGUUCUGGACAGGUAGUGGGCGUGAGAAGUGACGAAAUUUAAGGACUUUGGUGGACGCCAACGUCCCGCAAUGCGACGCACAAAGGAACAGCAGUGUCAAGACUGGACAGUGGCUGAAUAGGGGGUGGGCAGUACCACAGAAACUUGGUCCGAUCCAAUACCAAGUGACGGGGCCGGGAUCCAGGAUCACCGAUACCAGUACCGACAUAGAUCCUUUUUUAUUGGUAAAAGCAGCUAAAGAACGAUCAUGUAGGGGAGAGAAUUAUGUCGUGAUUUAUGAGGCGAAUAGAUCAUUAGCGGGCGUAAUCCCCGCGGGACAGAUUUUUAAGGCUAAAUAACAAACGUCUGUUAUGUAAAUUCUCCGAACUAACGAGGUGACCUCUGCACAUGGGCACAACAACAGCAGCAGCAGCAGAAAACCAAAAAGUGACCGCUUUUAAAUCUCCAAAGGAAACAGAGGAAUUACUUACAGCUGGAAAAAUUAGAAUAACUACAGAUUUCUGGAAAAUCUCAGAAGAAAGUAUUAAAAAUUCGAAAUAAAAUGUGUCUGUUGCGAAGUUGCUCUCGGAUUAAUGUGCAUUUAUGUGCAAGUGUUGUGUAAUUUCCUCCAAGUACAAAACAUUAAAGUACAGUUUGUAUAGUAACAGCACAAACAGAAAUACUAUGAAUAUAUUACAAGCUGCAAACUGAAUAUUUGUAUUAUGAAACUGGGAAGCAGCUGAGAUUUCUAAAGUUUUCAUUUCUAAGUGACAUUUUUCACAACUGUGCCAAAAUGCCUUUCAUGAUGAUGAUGAUGAUGAUGAUGAUGCUAUUUUGUGUCGGUAAUAUUCCCCCUUUAAAGCUGCAGCGGGUCAUCGAUCCACCGGAGCCGCCCGGCACAGCGGGACCACGCCGAGGGAGCAGGUAUCGCUCUCGAAUGGCAGAGAGCGGAAUAACACGAUCGGCGGUGCAAGUGUGCGUGUGUUUCUGUGUGUGUGUCUGUGUGUGUCUGUGUGUGAGAGAGAGAGAGAGCGCGCCUCGGGAGAAAGCGUGCAGCGAUUCAGGCCGCUGAAUCAAACCCUCAUUCGCCUCAGAGACCUUCGGGACUCUCGGCGACACUUUAUGGCCACUCGGUGACCUCUGUGGACAACGACUUUACGGCUCUCUCUAAUGACGGAAAAAUAACGCGCACGGUUGCCUGGUGAUGAGACAUUCUGAGUCACCACU
Messenger RNA from Xiphias gladius (swordfish), 2900 nucleotides. It is a transcript of the gene wdr89, whose product is annotated as WD repeat domain 89. The record is from RefSeq and is a predicted model, not a curated record. The transcript has 2 exons. Bases 379 to 1515 code for a protein of 378 amino acids. Lineage: Eukaryota; Metazoa; Chordata; Actinopteri; Istiophoriformes; Xiphiidae. Gene Ontology annotation, molecular function: protein binding.